AUGAAAACUGUUUGUGAUAAACGACUAUGCCAACUUCCAAUUGUUUCACUUCUUUUGACGCUUAGGAAAUAUUCUGAACUUUCGUGGAGAAGAAAAUUCGUCCUUCCAAAGUCCCAACAAACAUUAGCAUUAUUGGAUAGAAAUUUCCGUAAGAAAACAAAGAUUUACCCAGUAACAAUCCCCAAAGAUUGUAUCGACCAGUUAGUGUCACAACAUUUCAUCGUUUAUUAA
This is a messenger RNA of Clunio marinus, 231 nucleotides long. The record is from the annotation of a GenBank genome assembly. Lineage: Eukaryota; Metazoa; Arthropoda; Insecta; Diptera; Chironomidae.